This is a messenger RNA of Rhagoletis zephyria (snowberry fruit fly), 413 nucleotides long. RefSeq lists its product as uncharacterized. Lineage: Eukaryota; Metazoa; Arthropoda; Insecta; Diptera; Tephritidae. The record is from RefSeq and is a predicted model, not a curated record.
GAAUAGAUAAAACUUUGGGUAUAAAAAGUCAAGCGCCAACUUUCCGGUGAUAUACUUCACCAAUCUCAGGAAAGUGAAUAUCAGUUAAAGACAUCACUGCGCCGCGCCGAAAGCAUACAAAAUGAAAGUAAUCCAGCUUCUCCUUAGCAUAAUGCUGGCACUCAUGCUUGUGGCUCCUACCGUUUUCGCUCAAGUGUACACUGUACCAACAGCAGCUCCAACUCCGCCAACAAUUAAUCCAACAACCGCAGGCGCAGCAACCGAUGAUGGCCCACCAUCUGCGACCUCAACACCAAGUCCAGCUUCAGUUAGCACCCAAUACCCUUUAUAUGGUACUACUUCUUGAUCCAACCCAACUGUUUAUAAAUACACACUUACAUUUGCCGGGAUCUGUGAGUCUGUUCCUUUGAACU